AUUGUGAAAACACGUGCUCUACUUUUCCGAAUCUACCCUGCGGGGAAGUGCAGAAAGAGGCAUCCUGUGCACGUUUUCAGGCUGACUGCCAAGGCUUGAUUGAAAGCAAAAAAAAAGUGGGAAAAGAUUUGGGCGAACGCAAUAUGAAUCCAUUUUAUUUUAUUUUGACAGUAACAUUGAUCUGUCUAUCGUCCGCUACUGCUCAAGAGUGUGGAAGAAAUCUUAAUGCUACAAGUGGAACAAUUGAAUCACCAAAUUAUCCCAAUCAGUACCCUGAAAACUUAACUUGUACAUGGGUUAUUACUGGUGGGCCUGACAAGAAAAUUCAAAUCAAUGUUGAAGAUCUAGACAUUGAUGCACAAAUUCAUGAGACAUGUUCAUCGGAAUAUUUGCGAAUAAUUGUAGAUAGAACACCUAAUGACUUUUGUGGAACAACUAAACCUGCUGCCUUUAACACAUCAAGCGAUGAAGUAACUAUCAAAUUUGUUUCGGAUAGUAAAAAUUCAACAAAAAAAGGUUUCAGGUUGUCUUAUGCCAUCUUGGAGCCUGCCAAAACAACUCAGCACCCGGAUGCAACGACACUCCAACCAACAACUGGAAACAAUGUAACAUAUCACCCUUCAAACAUCACUUCAACAAGUUUGCCGACUGUCAAACCAAAGGAAAGUAAGGAGUUUCCAGCUUGGUGUAUUGCGGUGAUCGUUAUUGUGGUUUUGUUGGUCGUACUUCUCAUCAUCGAUCUGGUUUUGUAUCGAAAGAAUAUGGGUUUGACAUAUACAGUGAAAUCAGCUUGUUGUGGUGGCUACGAACAGGUGGCCUAAGGACAUGUUUAAAUAUACUUUUUUUUUACUAGUAAUUAAAUAAUUUGGUAUAUGUAAGAAAUAUUUAGAUUUGCUUGUGUUUUUUUUAGCAUUCUUAUUUAUAAUUGUAAUUCUUUUAGUUCAUAUAAAUGAAUAAAAUUAUUUAGUUUUCGUUAGUCCAAUCGUAUGACUACUUAGUGAACAGUAUAUUUUUAUAAGUUGAUGAUUAUUUUUAGGGUUGUGAUAAAUAAUUAGGAUAAGCUAAAAUAUACAUUAAGAUCACAAAAUUACUUUGAAUUCGCCAUUUCAUGCCUGAAAAAAUAUUUUCAUAAACAUCAGACUAAAUUGUAUUCACUAUUACCUGCUCUCUUAAAGAAUAAGUUGAUUUAUAAAUAAACUUUGCUCUUCUUGGCCGUAUGAGAUAGGGAUCAGACUCCGUAGAUUUUAGAAAAACAACUAAAUAAGUUAAUUUAAAGGGAUUUUAAUGUUGUUUUUGAAUAUAUAUAACUAUUAGUUUUAUGUUAGUGUUCUUUUUUUUUCAAUCUUCUUGAAUGUUAUUUAAUAAUUUUGAAAUAGUUUUUUCUUAUAUUUGGAAUAACGAUUUCUUUACGUUACAA
Hydractinia symbiolongicarpus is the source of this 1417-nucleotide messenger RNA. RefSeq names its product blastula protease 10-like. Bases 144 to 821 code for a protein of 225 amino acids. The record is from RefSeq and is a predicted model, not a curated record. NCBI's taxonomy places the organism in Eukaryota, Metazoa, Cnidaria, Hydrozoa, Anthoathecata, Hydractiniidae. The transcript has 3 exons.